Messenger RNA from Sorghum bicolor (sorghum), 945 nucleotides. RefSeq names its product G-type lectin S-receptor-like serine/threonine-protein kinase SD2-5. Lineage: Eukaryota; Viridiplantae; Streptophyta; Magnoliopsida; Poales; Poaceae. Bases 46 to 945 code for a protein of 299 amino acids. Gene Ontology annotation, molecular function: ATP binding; protein kinase activity. The record is from RefSeq and is a predicted model, not a curated record. Gene Ontology annotation, biological process: protein phosphorylation. The transcript has a single exon.
AAUGAAGAGGAAGCUGAUGAGGAUGAGUUUUCUGACCUACCUGGAAUGCCAGCAAGGUUCACUUUUCAAUCACUCCAAGUAGCAACAAAAGAUUUCAGCAGUAAGAUUGGGGAAGGAGGAUUCGGCUCUGUCUUCAAGGGAGACUUAGGCAAUCGACUGGUUGCAGUAAAACAUUUGCAUCAAGCAGUUCAAGGAACAAAAGAAUUCCUUGCUGAAGUCCAGACAAUUGGCAGCCUUCAUCACAUCAAUCUGGUAAGGCUAAUUGGUUUCUGCACAGACAAAUCAAACAUGCUAUUAGUCUAUGAGUACAUGUCAAAAGGAUCUCUAGAUAAGUGGAUCUACUGUGGAGAUAACAAAGCUCCACUUGAAUGGCACACAAGAUGCAAGAUUAUAACUAACGUAGCCAAGGGCCUAUCUUAUCUUCAUGAGGACUGUAGGCAGAGAAUUGCUCACCUUGACAUCAAGCCACAGAAUAUCCUCUUAGAUGACAACUUUAAUGCUAAAGUUGCUGAUUUUGGGCUAUCUAAACUAAUAGAAAGGGAUCAGAGCAGUGUAAUUACCAGAAUGAGGGGCACACCUGGAUACAUGGCGCCUGAGUGGUUAACAUCGAAAAUCACCGAGAAGGUUGAUGUAUAUAGCUUUGGUAUAGUGCUCAUGGAAAUCAUCUGUGGAAGAAAAAACCUAGACUACUCACAACCUGAAGAUAGCAUUCAGCUCAUCAGCUUGCUGCAGGAUAAGGCGAAGAAUGGCAAGUUGGAGGAAAUGAUCGACAGAAACAGUGAAGACAUGCGUAUACACAAGGAAGAAGUGAUUGAGAUGAUGAAUCUUGCAAUUUGGUGUCUACAGAGUGACAGCAGUAGAAGGCCUGCCAUGUCAUUGGUGGUGAAGGUCAUGGAAGGAGAAAGGCAAGUGGAACCAAACUUAGAGAUAACUUCUUUGAUCUAA